This is a messenger RNA of Hyposmocoma kahamanoa, 7853 nucleotides long. It is a transcript of the gene Gug, whose product is annotated as arginine-glutamic acid dipeptide repeats protein. The transcript has a single exon. The coding region runs from base 244 to 5727 and encodes 1827 amino acids. Gene Ontology annotation, cellular component: nucleus. NCBI's taxonomy places the organism in Eukaryota, Metazoa, Arthropoda, Insecta, Lepidoptera, Cosmopterigidae. The record is from RefSeq and is a predicted model, not a curated record. Gene Ontology annotation, molecular function: transcription corepressor activity.
CAGUGUACCAUAAAACAUCAUAAAAUGAAGCACAGUGCAUCGUGUAAUGGUGGCCAUUAGGGGUAAUAAUUAUGUAUAUUGGCAUACUUAAUGCUUCACGGACCAUCAAAGAUACAUCUAAAAAGAGACUUCGAGACGUUUUCUCGGUGUUGAGUGCACAAUAUGUGAACUGAGGAUGUUUCGUGAUAUGUGAGUGUGACAAGGUGGUCCAGUCCAGUGUAAAUAAUCUUUUGCACCCGAAUCAUGGCCCAGAACCAAGGGGAGGUUCAAGUGGGAACACCGAGCCAACCCGUGAAAGAUAAAGAUAUUUAUGCGUUGUUGCCUGAUAUGCGAUUGAAUGGUCCGCUUGGACCAGAUGAAUCUUGCCCUGGUGGUGAAGAACUACGUUGGUUACCCGCUCAAGCGACUGACCGCGACCUGGUAAUGUACUUGCGCGCCGCGCGCUCUAUGGCUGCGUUUGCUGGCAUGUGCGACGGAGGCUCACCUGACGACGGUUGUGUUGCUGCGAGUCGCGACGAUACUACUAUUAACGCUCUUGACGUCCUUCACGAUUCAGGCUACGACCCUGGUCGCGCCCUACAAGCCCUAGUCAAGUGCCCCGUUCCAAAAGGAAUAGAAAAAAAGUGGUCUGAGGAAGAGAUUAAACGAUUUGUUAAAGGUAUUCGUCAAUUUGGUAAGAAUUUUUUUAAAAUAAAAAAAGAUUUAUUACCCCACAAAGACACUUCGGAAUUAGUAGAGUUCUACUACUUGUGGAAAAAGACACCUGGUGCUAGUAGUAACAGGCCACAUAGAAGAAGACGACAAACAUCAUUGCGGCGUGUUCGUAAUACGAGAAAUUCGCGCGCGGGCACACCUAAAGAACAGACUCCUGAAGCUACUCCAACAGUGCCUGAAACUAACGGUUCUAGACCACCAAAUCUUAAAGAGGCUGGAGAAAUGAGUUCUGUUACUGAAGAUGAAAAUUCUGAAGAGGAUAGCGACUCCAGAGACGCAGGUGAUCUUGCUAAAGCAGACACUGGUAGGACAGGUGACAAUCCUGAAGAUUCUCCCAGCAGAAUGAGAACUAGAAAUAAGUCUAAAGAACAAACCACACCUAAUGGUAAAAAAGGACAAGAUGAAAGUGAUAAUGACUCAAAAUUGAAAGCAAAGCCUAGCAAACCAAAUGCACAAAGUACAAACAAUAAUAUUGCAGAUAAAGUUCUCUCAUCCCCUGGUGGAAAAGAUGCUAAAAAGAAAGUUACAAAUGGCAAAGUUGAUGUGUCAAAGGUAAAGAAACGACUUCCGGACGAUUCUAAGAAUGAUGGCAUUAUGGAUGGUGAUGUCCAAUUGAAGAAGAAAAAGCCUGUGGAACCUCCUGACAGCCCUGCAGAGAGUCUAACAAACGAUAGUUUUUCUGCAAUGGACGAAACUGAAACUGCUGAACCUGAGCCAGAAGUUUGUGAUUUCAGCUUUAAUAAGACUGAUAAAGAGAACAGUGAACAAAUCAAAGAACCUGAACUGGAACAGCCACCUAAACUUAUAGAGUCACAUGUAAAAACAGAAUGCAAUCCCGAGUCUAGUACCAAAGCUGAAAAGGAUACCAUCGCUCCAGUUUUCAAAGUUGCAAGUGAAAAAGAUGAUAGAGGUGUUCUAGAUUUGAAAGCAGAAACAGUCACUCCUAAAAGUACAGAUAAUAUUGAGCCUAGACCACACACAAUUCAAAAUGCAAUAUUCCCAAAAACAGAACUUAUUAUUCCAAAAGUUACACCUAUGUCCACUGAAAACAUAGAGAAAAUCAAAAUAAAAGAAGAAAUAGACACCGAGGAGCAAACCUUAAAUAUGCAAAAGAAUGAAUUUUUGAAAGACCCUCUAUCACACAAUUUCCCUGGACAUCCCAUUAAUUCAUCAAAGCCGCUUAAUUUAGAAAACACUAACUUCUUUGUCAAAGACAGUCACAUCUACAAUCCAGGGAUAAAACACAGCAUUAAAAUUGAGGGUGUGCCAAAUAAUAUAUUCAAUCCUAUGAAUAUUACAAAGGAUAAUUCUAUCAUAAGAAGUGCAAAAGAUUUUCCAGGGGGAAUGCCACCGUUUUCGUAUCCACCUAACAUUAAUUUUGCUGGUGAUCCUAAUAAACAUAACCCAUUGAUAAACCCUUUGAAAACUGUUAUUAAAUUAGAGCCUAGAGAUGAAGCCAGCGAUAUGAAGAAUCAAAAUACACCAGAAAUCUUUACAGCUACAAUAUCUACAGGUAGUAAAGUUGAUUCUCCUAAUGCUCCACGGUUAGACACACUGCAGAGGAUCAGUCCAUCUCCAACAAAUACACGUGGUUUGUCACCACCGCCCAUGGAACAUUCUUCGGCAACAGCAACAGAACCUAUUUCUCCCGCUAACUCGCAAGAAAAGGAAGCUGACUCUGAAGACAAACAAACACAACCUACAGACUUAAAAUCUCAGCCACUGCCUAAAUUAGAUGGUCAGAAUGGUGGUCUGAGACCACCUAUUUUCCCAUCACCAAUACGCCCUGAAAAUCUCGGUGUUAGAGCGACAGAAGCGCCUAGUACCACAGGCUCAGGACAAACCAUGCCCCCUCCGCCACUCAGUCAACCUUCAAUUGCAGGGCUUCUACCACCAGGGCCCUUAAUAUCUGUAGGAGGUGGAUCUGCAGUUGGACCCUAUGGAUUUAUGCCUACUUCACUAUAUGGACACCCUGGUCACCCAGGUCUAGAAAAGCCUGGUUCAUUACCACCGUUGAUACAACAAGUACCACCAACACAUGGUCUACCGGGCAGUAGUUUGAUUCCACCACCAUCUAAUCAAAAUGAUCCAUCUAUGCCACAAGACCUGAAAAUCAAACAAGAAGUUCCAGAUAGCAUGCCAGCUAACCUCUCCACUCAGAAUUCAUCUGACCCUCUACAAUCUCUCAAAGAAGUGAAAGUACAAGGAUAUCCUAUUGGUAGUGCAAUAGCACAGCAUUUAAGCUCUGAAAGAGACAGAGAAUCAAUGUCAAGUGUUGAAAAUAAUAGCAGACCUCCCAGUCAACCAACAAAUGAAAACUCAAAUAUAUCAAGUGCAUUCCUCGGACCAAGAAUAGAUAGUAUUAAGAAAGAGCCUGAUUUUAUUCACCAGCCCCAUCUCCCUCCUGUGUCUACGAGUCAAGUCAGUGGUGCAGAUACUACAUGUACAGCUCCACCAGUGAAGAGUCCACAUACUCCUACUCCAAUUAAAAGUCAACCAAGCAGUACACCAGGACAUGGAUCACAUCCGUCAGCAACUACUUCUCCUUUCACAAGGCAUCUAAACAGCCCGUCACAACCAAGACAAAUAUCAGCUUCACCUGUGCAGCCUAAUACCCCUGUGUCUCAUUCGGCUCUGAAUCUGAUGAAUCCGACGCCACUCUCCAUACCCGUUUCUUUGUCGGGACCUCUGCCUGGUCAACAACAUGGACAUCCGCCUCCACAUCCAUUUGCCUCUCCUCUUCACCAUCCUCAUCAUCCGUUGUUGCAUCCCUCAAUAUUUCAGCUUUCAGCUGCAGCUGCAGCUCAUGCAAUGCACCCUUAUUAUCCACAUCCUCAUCCAGGCUAUUCAAUGCCUUAUCCAUAUCCAUAUGGUCCAUUACCACAGCCACAUCCCAUACCACCCAUGCAUCCGGGAUCAAGCACACCUGGAAGGCACGACCCAGUGAAACCAUCUACAAUUGAAUCGACAACCAUGCUCAGCUCUCACCACAGUACCAGUUCUUCUGUCACUACUAGAUCUCUUAGAGAAAUAUCUGAAAGUUCGGAAGAUCCAAGAAAUCCGAAUGCUACAACUGAAAGACACCAAUUGCACGAAACCACUAUGACACACCACCACUCGACGAGUCAUCAUAGUGCAGUACAUACAAGUACAGAGAAGCAACCUAAUCACGCCGGUGGCGGAACGAAUCAUACGCUAUCUAUUUCCCACUCGACUUCUAGUAGCUCAUCUCAGUCUAUCCAGCACAAGAUAAACACCCAACAGAAAACGAGUUCUCAUUCAAGUUCUCCUCAUCAUCUAUCAGCAAGUGUGUCCCAAACGACUUCAUCGUCAGUCAAUGUAACCAAUAAUCAUACUCAUCAUCACUCGCAUCACCUAGCCCACCAUCCAGAGCGGUUAUCACCUGCAGAUUCUAUGCUUUUACGGCAUCAUCCAAAAAUGCUUCCUGGUAAUCCAAGUCAUCUUAUGAUCCAGCCUCCUUCAAUGGGUCAUCCAAUGGGCUUGGGACUACCGCCUGGUCCGGGACCGAGUUCUAUCGAAAGUUUGCGAUUACAUGCGCAAGCCGCGGCUGGAUUGCAACAAAGUCAUCAAAGAUCUGGAUCACCACAUCAAAUACCACAUGGCCAUCCGCACUUGCGAGCGCCACAAAGACCAAUACCUGAUGAAAAUCCUGAGUUAAAACUUGAAACGCAAUCACAGCCAGAAGAAGAAGAAAUACCGAGCCCAGCGCACAUACCUCAUGGACCAAGUCCUGAACCGAAAAUUGAAGACAGUGAGUGUCACAGAUCACAAUCUGCUAUUUUCUUACGGCACUGGAAUCGCGGGGAUUACAACUCGUGUACGAGAACUGAUCUCAUCUUCAAACCAGUGCCUGAAUCAAAACUUGCUCGCAAACGGGAAGAACGUUUGAGAAAACAAGCUGAGAGAGAUAGAGAGGAAAGAGAAAAGAUAGCACAACAAGCCCACAGAAAAAUUUCAACACCAGAAAAACCAGAAACAAAACCACCAUCGAGAGGAGCUAUUGAAACAAUAACUUCUCCUUAUGACCGAUUUCCACGGCCACCAGGCUACCCUGAUACGCCUGCACUACGGCAGCUCUCGGAGUACGCUAGACCUCAUGCUGGCUUCAGUCCAGGUAAUCUACCUCGGCACUGUAUGGAUCCGAUGCUACAGUAUCAACUGAGUUCAAUGUACGGCGCAGCUGGAGCUAGGGAACGACUCGAACUUGAACACUUAGAAAGAGAAAAACGUGACAGAGAGAUAAGGGAACUACGAGAACGAGAACUGAACGACAGAUUAAAAGAGGAAUUGCUUAAAAAUAACGUUGGUCCUCGAGCUCUCGACCCGCAUUGGUUGGAAAUGCAUAGAAGGUACGGAAUGCCGCCCCCACCGCCACAAGGUGCAAUACCUGUACAAUUCGGAUUGUAUCCUCCUGGUCAUGGGCCACUAUCAUCACAACUGGAACGCGAACGAUUGGAGAGGCUCGGCAUUCCACCAGCUUCGGCUCCCGGCCAGCCACCUAACGUACCAGUGUCCGGCGCAGGUCCUCAUCAUCCACACCAUCCCCACCCAGGCGUAGCAGCCGCUCAGCUUGAAGCGGCCGAAAGACUCGCGCUUGCAGCUGACCCUAUGGUGCGGUUACAGAUGGCAGGCAUAAACCCUGAAUAUCAUGCGCACACGCACGCGCAUACUCAUGCUCACUCGCAUACACACUUGCACUUGCAUCCCGGACAACAAGCUGCAGCGCAAGCGCAACAAGAAGCCUUGGGACUGGGGCUGGGAGCUAGUGCACCAUAUCGGCCUUUGCCCCAUCCGGAUCUAUUGGGUAGGCCUUAUGCAGAACAGUUAGCGCAUCAAGCUGCCGCACAUGAACAGUUUCAACGACAGCUGUUGUUGGAGCGUGAGCGAGGAUUUUUACACCCAGCGCAUCACGAAGAGUUCCUGCGACAACAGCGUGAGCGCGAGUUGAAGGUCCGCGCACUGGAAGAGGCAGCGCGGGCUUCGCGCCCGUAGUUGUCCCCCGCGGCCCGACGCGCCCCGCCCGACGACUCUGUCGUGCUUGUGGAAUGACGUGUUUGUGAAGUGCAAUGUGCUAACGGUGCCGCGACUCCUGAACCUAAACUUUGACCGAAAUGGUUGUAAAAUACCUAAAAAAAUUAUAAAGUGUUCGCCAGAUAUUUUUAAAGUGGAGAACGUAGAAUUACAACUUUUUCAUAAUAUUAUUGUGUGACGAUACGAUAUCUGUAAUUUAUAUUUAUAACUUAAAUAACUAAGUUUUUAUAAUAUUUUUAUAGUUGCAUGGUCUUGUAGUUGUACGCUUAUUUUCCAUGCUCAAAUUAAUUUCUUAUCUACUAGUCAUAAUUAAAAAUUUUAUUCGUCGAAAUUUGAGGAAAUGGGUCACAUGUUUUAAAUACAAACUUGUAAUUUAAAAUUAUUGUUUAUAAUUAUAAUUUUAUGAUGAGACAGUUAACUAACGGUGCUGGUUGACAUUUUUACGAAUGGUUCACUUAACUAAGACACUAUAAACUUUGAUUUAUAUUCAUGACAUAAUAAAGGUAUUUAAUUAAUAUUAAUCUUAAGAUAGUAGGGACUGACUUGCCUUUCUAAUCUACUUGCCUUUUAUGUAACUAAUCCCUAGAAAGAGUUGGACAUUCUACUGUAUAAAAUCAAAUAUUAUAUAUUAUCCUUUUCCGUAAAUUAUAUAUUUUAUCAAAUAACUUAUUUCAGAUAGAUAGUUAUACUCGUAAAGAUGUUAAGUAACUUGUAAGUUUCAGCAAUACAUUUGUUAUAGCAGAAGAGCAUCAGAACAUGCAAUAGGUAUUAUAAAAGUAAUUAGCCUAACAUAUCAAUUACGUUAUGAGAUUACUAUCUUUGUUGAUAAUUGAUAUGUUGCCUUUACUGUUGAUAUUCAUUGAAUGCAAUAACUUGCAUAAUCUGCAAAUAAUAAUUGGCAAUAUUAAUGGGAAUUGCCAGGCCUUGAAAAUAUAAUACAUAAAAUUAUUUAUAGCAAUUGCUUAUUAGUUCCAUGUAACACUUCAUUUGAGUCAUAAAAUUACUAUCUUUUAUUUUUAUAAACGAAGGUUACAAGCUAGCUAUAUUUUGGUGUUGAUUAGGUAAUUUUAUUCGGGGUUCAUUUGCUAAAUUAGUUAAGCACACAAUGGAAAUCAUAAUAUAUUAACUUCAGCAAGCGAUAACGCGCGGUUUGGUAUCGACCUCUCGUUUUGAUAGGAAAAUUUUAAUGCUCCAUUUAGUUCACCUAACCCAUUUACAAUACAAUCGCAUUACUAUUUUGAUUGUAAAUUUAGUAUAAAAUUUAUUACCUGAUUUUGAAGUACCAUUUCACAAAACCAGUUAGUAUCAAACAUUAAACUUAAUCGACAAAUUAGCUCUAGCUUUAAUCUAAACUUGUAAAAUUCUGUGCUAUCAUAAAAAGUUGUUAUGUACAAAUUAAAUACUAUAAUAUAAUUUUCAAUAAUUGUAGUAUCUUCACAAAUGCCUUACUCUGGUAAGGCAUUUCUCCAUCAAUAAUUAUUAACAAUAGUAUUGUAAGGGUUAAAAAAUCGGAUGAUUCUUUUUGAAUCACCAUUGAUAGGUUGUAUAUAAAAUGGACGUUGCCCUCAGCUCGAAAGAUAUCUAAGUAUUUCUAUCAAAUUGUAACUUAAAAUCAUCAUUCAUCUCAUUGUCAGUUGAAAUGAUCAAAAUCUUUAACAAUAUACACUUACUGCAAAGUAAAAUGUUAUUUACUGUAAUUGUGAAGCUGUUGAAAUUAAACAAUGCGUUAAAGUAAUUAUUAAAUUACUAUUGGUAUAUGUGGUUUAAAACUUUGAAAAAUCUUGUAAAUUUUAAGAGUUGUCAUUUUUCACCCAACGGACACAUUGAAUUCUUGCACUGUAAUUGUAAAAAAUCUUGUUACAAAAUAGACCCAUGUAGAGUUGAGAAAUUAAAAGUUAAUAGAGUAUUGUAGAUUUUAACGUUUUACAUUUUCGCUUUGUAGGUGUUAUUUUGGUAAUGCCAGUUUCUUUCUGAUAUUUUAAUAAAGAGAAAUGAAAUGAGUAUUAUUUUUAGAGACAAAUUAUAUCUUAAUUAAGAAGUUGCGUGUUGGUAUAACUUCAUUUACUUAGACAAUAAGGUUAAAUGGA